CAUUCUUCGUGCGCCGUUGCCUCCGUCACAUUAAUAAGAGAAGGAGGAAGUGAAAACAGCAGCGAGGAGGAAGCUCGAAGAGAAGUUCGCUCGACUGUCACUCGGACGCUGCCAGCCCAGUUCGUCUCCACGCAGCACAUCAUGGCUCAAGCAGACAUUGCACUGAUCGGUCUGGCCGUCAUGGGUCAGAACCUCAUCAUGAACAUGAACGACCACGGCUUUGUGGUCUGCGCCUACAACCGGACGGUGUCCAAGGUGCACGACUUCCUGAAGAACGAGGCCAAAGGCUCGAAGGUGGUCGGAGCCGAGUCCCUGGAGGACAUGGUGUCGAAGCUGAAGAAGCCCAGGAGGAUCAUUCUGCUGGUGAAGGCUGGGCAGGCGGUGGACGACUUCAUCGACAAACUGGUUCCUCUUCUUGAGGCGGGCGACAUCAUUAUCGACGGUGGCAACUCAGAAUAUAGAGACACGACACGGCGGUGCAAGAGCCUGAAGGAGAAGGGCCUGCUCUUCGUCGGCAGUGGAGUGAGCGGUGGAGAGGACGGGGCACGUUACGGACCUUCACUUAUGCCUGGAGGUCACAAAGAGGCCUGGCCGUACAUUAAAGACAUCUUCCAGAGCAUCGCUGCCAAGGUGGGAACAGGGGAGCCUUGUUGCGACUGGGUCGGAGAUGAAGGCGCCGGGCACUUUGUUAAAAUGGUCCAUAAUGGCAUCGAGUACGGAGACAUGCAGCUCAUCUGUGAGGCCUAUCACCUAAUGAAGGAUGUUCUGGGCAUGGACCAUGAUGAGAUGGCAAAGGCUUUUGACAGCUGGAACAAGACCGAGUUGGACUCCUUCCUGAUUGAAAUCACUGCCGACAUCCUCAAAUACAGGGACUCUGACAGUUCACAUCUGUUGCCCAAGAUCCGCGACAGCGCAGGACAGAAGGGCACGGGGAAGUGGACGGCGAUCUCAGCCCUGGAGUACGGCACACCCGUUACCCUGAUCGGCGAGGCUGUCUUUGCCAGAUGUCUGUCCUCUCUGAAGGAUGAGCGAGUGGAGGCCAGUCGCAGUCUUCCAGGGCCACAGGGGGUCAAAUUCAGCGGCAACAAGGCUGCCUUCCUGGAGGACAUCAGGAAGGCCCUUUAUGCCUCCAAGAUCAUUUCCUACGCACAGGGCUUCAUGCUGCUGCGCCAGGCAGCCAAAGAGUUCGGCUGGUCCCUCAACUACGGCGGCAUCGCUCUGAUGUGGAGAGGAGGCUGCAUCAUUCGAAGCGUUUUCCUGGGUAAAAUCAAAGAGGCCUUUGACAGGGAUGCGGAACUGCAGAACCUGUUGUUGGACAACUUCUUUAAGAACGCCGUGAAGGACUGUCAGGAGUCGUGGCGCAGAACAGUCAGCACCGGAGUCCAGCAUGGCAUCCCCAUGCCCUGUUUCACCACGGCGCUGUCCUUCUACGACGGCUACAGACAUGAGAAGCUACCAGCCAACCUGCUCCAGGCACAGAGGGAUUACUUUGGAGCCCACACAUAUGAACUCCUGUCAAACCCUGGACAUUUUAUCCACACCAACUGGACGGGCCACGGGGGAAACAUCUCCUCUUCAUCCUACAACGCUUAAACAUUUGUCACUGAAACGUAGAGAUGGGAAACCCGUCUGAGAAGAGGACAUGUUACACAUUUCACUUUAUAACCACACAUUUAUAACCCCUAUCCACACCAGCAAUCACCAGAGAAUAAAUUUGAUCCCUUUUAGAUUGAUUAAAGUACAAUCAUACUGUUAUGUAGUAACAACUUUUCUCAGUCACAACAAAGGACCCGUGCAGUAAUGUUAGGCUUUGGGUUUACGGUGUUAGCGCUGGAUUAAGUUGAACCGUUGCACUGAGCUAAAUAAAGAUCUCAAUCCCUUUAUAA
This is a messenger RNA of Betta splendens (Siamese fighting fish), 1886 nucleotides long. It is a transcript of the gene pgd, whose product is annotated as phosphogluconate dehydrogenase. NCBI's taxonomy places the organism in Eukaryota, Metazoa, Chordata, Actinopteri, Anabantiformes, Osphronemidae. Gene Ontology annotation, molecular function: NADP binding; phosphogluconate dehydrogenase (decarboxylating) activity. Gene Ontology annotation, biological process: pentose-phosphate shunt, oxidative branch; pentose-phosphate shunt. Bases 142 to 1593 code for a protein of 483 amino acids. The record is from RefSeq and is a predicted model, not a curated record. Gene Ontology annotation, cellular component: cytosol. The transcript has 13 exons.